This is a messenger RNA of Cherax quadricarinatus, 3298 nucleotides long. RefSeq lists its product as uncharacterized. The record is from RefSeq and is a predicted model, not a curated record. Lineage: Eukaryota; Metazoa; Arthropoda; Malacostraca; Decapoda; Parastacidae.
GGUGACAGUGUUGAGGCUGGGAGGGUAGAGUCAGGAGCUGAGGGAGGAUUGAGGAAGCCCACAUUAGUGUGAGGGAACAAGCCGUGUCAGGAGGACAUUAGUUAUACGCUCUACGGUUCACAUCCACGCCUCAUCUACUUAACGAAGAGAACAUUAGCUUCCCUUGACACUACGUGUAGCCCAGUUAACCGAAUUGACACUCACGCGUCGCUCAAAAAAAAUCAAACUAAUAUAACAUUCCAACUUCGUCCAAUCAAGAAGCAGUUCUUCACUAAAUCAUGUGGGUGACUGUGCUGGCGCUGGUGCUAGUGUUGGGGCGAGGUACAGCACGUGACGAGCAACCUAACACCCAAUUGGCCUUCGAAGACCUAGAGCUGUUUCUGGAUCAGCAGAAAAAUUUCUUUAACGAGCGCUUUCAAACUCUGCAGCAGAAGGUGGAAGAGUCCUGCACCCCACAACCUGAACAAUACACGUCGCAAAAUACUGUUUCCAGUGAUUUUGACAUCAAGAUGGCCCUACUAAUUGAUGAGUUUAUAAACAAAUUAUCGACGAUAACGACGAGAGCUGUACAAGAUAUAGACACUAGGAUCAAUAUUUUAUCUAGUGAAGUCUUAAACUCACUGGAUAACAAGAUAUCACCACUCAACGACAGAAUUUCUCAGCUGCAGCAAACAAUUUCGACUCUGGGGACUCACAGUGACUUAGUGGAGUUGAAGGGUAAACUCUCCACUCUCAUCUCCACGACAACAUCAGACGUUAAAAGCAGCUUGUCGUCUCUAGCUACGCAAUCUCACCUCUCGAACAGUACGCAUGAGCUGGAUACCCGCCUUACCGAGGUCAAGGAGCUGCUGACCGACUGCUGCAAAUCGUCGACGGCUGAAAACAAGGAGAUAUUGAACGAAGUUUUGAACAAGGUAACGUUGAACAAAGAGAGCAUCGAAGGUGUGUCUACAGCUCAAAGGGAUGCUUUCACGGAAUGGGGAAACCAUCACAUUCUCACCGCUGGAAACUUGACCAGUAUAAUACACGACCUACAGCAGUUGAUAGAAAAUGGUAACACAAACCUGAACGACCUGGCAGGCAAGCUUGAUGGCGUAGCUGCCGACCUGAGUGGGAGACUGACAACCCUGGAGGUCACCGUCAAAGAGAUCAAGAACAACACCGAAAUUCCCCCAACAGCACCACCCACCACCACUACCACCACCACCACCACCACCACCUUGCCACCCACCACAAAAGGACCGCUGGUAGCGUGUGAGGACAGUGUGUUCAGAGGCAGUUCACCCAACCUGAGCGUAUGCGCUGCCGCUGUGCGCUUCAAGAAGUGUCAGCUGCAGUUCGUAUCCUUCCACUGCUGCCACUCCUGCACUGACGCUGGCCAGAUACCCACCCUGGGCUCAUGGAGGUACCUCAACUACCCUCGUGAGGUUACCAUACUUCAAGCUCUCAACUACAUGAGGCCUUAAACACUGCAACUAGUGCUGCCUUCCCCUCUCUUCUUACACAUAUUUUUGAAGACGAGACACCUUAAGCAUAGCUCUACUCCUGUAUCUGUAAAUAGUUUAGUUAAAUACAAAAGUGUUAUUAUGUAGCCAAUACACAUCCUGUGGGCGGUAGUCAAAAUAUUACAGACACGUAAUGGGUCCAGGAACUGGGCUCCAGUGUUUUGAUAGCUAAGCAAGUUAAAUUAGUAAUGAACUUCAUACUAGUUUACGAUCUGAUAACAGUGGUAAUGAGUUGUUAAGCCAGACAUGAAUUCAGUCACAAAAAUAUUAUGUAACAUGUGUAAUUAUGAAUUAUAACACCUUGUAUUUCAGUAAGGUAUGGUUGAAUUAUUACAAGUUUAAGUGGUAAUGAGUCAUAUACAAUAGGCAAAGCAGGUUUUUUUCCAGAAUAGUUGGUAAUAUGCCACUGUAGAUUAAUUAAACACUUAAACAUUUUUUGAACAUUUGAGAGUGAUUGUCACACCCUGCAUCACAUACUGACGCAGGGUGUGAAGAGAGUUGAUUGGACAAAGAGAUACUUGUAGCCCAGCCGAAGCUGAGCAAUAGUGACAUCCAAGAGUCCGCUGACAUUGUUGGAUGCACCAUAGAAAUGUGGCUCCUCCUGCAUGAUAGAAUGAUGAUAAAUUGGCUGACUGAAUUCUGACUACCUUAGUCUCCAAUCGGUAAAGUUUAGUUGAAGUUGUUUUCGUGUUAUUGACCUCAAACUACCAGUGAACAGGACAGACUUGUGAUCUACUUUCUUAUGGAAAUAGAUUACCUUUACCACUUCAUUACUUCUAUCAUGCUUUUGAGAACCAGUAUGAGAUGGAACUCACAUCUCUACUCCACUGUCUACAAUUUUAUCGUACUUGUGCCUGGCUUCUGAUAAGAUCUUGUGACAACUGACACUCGAAGAUCAUUUAUGUAUGGUAGAGAAUUACUGACAAUUUUAAUGUAAACUUAGAUACAUUAACUUAUAAUAAUGUAAGGAGUGUGGCAAGUAGUUCAGUUGGAAGGGUGGAAGUCCAUUUGUUGUUACGUUCUCCAGUUUCUAUAUAAGUGCCAUCACUCUGACAACAAUAACACAGGAUAUACUAUAUCCUGAGAGGUGUCUUUCUCUCAGCGUACAUAUGCUGCGAGUUUACUUUAAUCCCUAAGAUAGGGAAUGAAGUAUUCAUGUCUAGUGGUGAAAAGGUUAUUGUGGAGACUCAACGACCACGGUGUAGUCGACUGACUUAAAGGGCACGUAAGUUCCCCGUCUUCUAAUAGCAUGUUCAUCUUUCCACUAUUAUCUAUCCUGUUAAAUACUAUCGUCUGUGCUUGAAUUAAAAAAAGAUCCUAGACUUCACCUUACGAAACAGACAAAACAAAUGCGAUAGUAAUUAUUGACAAGGUUGAUUAUAGCGGAAAAAUGAACAUGUUAUUAGAAGACGGAGGAACUUACGUGCCUCUUAAACCUCAUUAAUUAACCAACCACCCAACAACAAUGGCAUUAGCAGAGCCAUCAAUAUACUGAUUUGUUUAAGAGAAUAAUAAUUACAAACACACACACACACUAAAGGCCAUUAUCUUUGUUAUCUUCAGCAGAUCAUAACCUCGCUUGGUAAGAUAGAUAUUACAUCAGUGUUUCAUGAAUUAGAUUCAUUAAUUUUAUUUCUAGUCCCGUCACUUGUACCAGAAUAUUAAGAAAAAGAUUACAUGAUUUUCCCAAUUUAAUUUUAUCCUCCCGAUAGGAUUUUUUUUUUUCAUAAAUUGUAUAUCCUCUUCUCACGCUUCUGAGUUCUACAAUAAUAAAUAAAAUUAUAUGUUUAGAA